Molecule: messenger RNA, 2147 nt
Organism: Vitis riparia (riverbank grape)
Lineage: Eukaryota; Viridiplantae; Streptophyta; Magnoliopsida; Vitales; Vitaceae
Product: glutamate--cysteine ligase, chloroplastic
Exons: 16
Coding region: 312-1892 (526 amino acids)
Biological process (GO): modified amino acid biosynthetic process; glutathione biosynthetic process
Molecular function (GO): glutamate-cysteine ligase activity
Source: RefSeq, a predicted model, not a curated record
AGAAAUUUUCUUUGCAUCCAAACAGAUAUUUGAGUUUUACGAUUCAAAUAUAGGAUAACGGAAGGAAAAUAAAGAAAAGGACGAAUCUCUGAGUGAUUACGUGUCAAACAGGCAGGACAGGAGGACCAUAGAAAAGCAAAGGAUUGCGCCACACUAAUGAAUUGCCUUUUUUUGCAACAUCUUCUUUUUUCUUUUCUAUUCUUUUUUCUGUAAGCUGAAAGCAGCCAUCGAUCGCCUUCUCUCCCUCUAUAAAUUUUCAAUCUCUCAUAAACCCUAGGAUUUCAUUGCUCACGAACAAGGUAGGGGCAAACAUGGCACUCGUUCCCCAGACGGGUCCAUCAUACUGCAUGAGGUCUGAGGUGGUACACUGUAAAACUGGACAGAGUGCAGUUGUAAACAUGACAAACAAUAUGGAGGCGUCUAAAAUAAAGGAAACUCGUACCUGGUUGUCGUCACUAUCAAGGAGCCGCACAAAGACAAAGCAUAUUUUGAGUCCUGAUAGUGUAGGUGUUGGAUGUAAACAACGACAUCAGGUGAUUGUUGCUGCGAGCCCUCCUACUGAGGAUGCUGUAGUUGCAACCGAACCACUGACAAGGGAGGAUCUUAUAGGAUACCUUGCCUCUGGAUGCAAGCCUAAGGAGAAAUGGAGAAUAGGUACAGAACAUGAGAAGUUUGGUUUCGAGUUUAGAACUCUACGGCCUAUGAGAUAUGAACAAAUAUCUGAGUUGCUCUAUGGUGUUUCUGAAAGAUUCGGGUGGGAUAAAAUAAUGGAAGGUGACAACAUUAUUGGACUUAAACAGGGGAAGCAAAGCAUAUCACUGGAACCCGGUGGUCAGUUUGAGCUUAGCGGUGCCCCUCUUGAAACUUUGCAUCAAACCUGUGCUGAGGUUAAUUCACACCUUUAUCAGGUUAAAGCAGUUGCAGAGGAAAUGGGGAUUGGAUUCUUAGGUAUUGGUUUCCAGCCCAAAUGGGCUAUUAAAGAUAUACCUAUAAUGCCCAAGGGAAGAUACGAGAUUAUGAGGAAUUACAUGCCCAAAGUUGGCUCACUUGGACUUGAUAUGAUGUUUAGAACAUGUACUGUUCAGGUUAAUUUGGACUUCAGUUCUGAAACUGAUAUGAUCAGGAAGUUUCGUGUUGGACUUGCUUUGCAGCCGAUAGCAACAGCUCUAUUUGCAAAUUCUCCUUUUGUUGAGGGAAAGCCAAGUGGUUAUCUCAGCAUGAGAAGCCAAAUUUGGACUGAUACCGAUAAUAACCGUACUGGCAUGCUUCCUUUUGUUUUUGAUGGCUCCUUUGGAUUUGAGCAGUAUGUAGAUUAUGCUCUUGAUGUUCCAAUGUACUUUGUCUAUCGGAAGAAGAAGUAUAUUGACUGUACUGGAAUGUCCUUCCGGGACUUCAUAGCAGGAAAACUUCCUUCACUUCCUGGUGAAUUGCCAAACUUCAAUGAUUGGGAGAAUCAUCUGACAACAAUAUUCCCUGAGGUCAGGCUGAAGAGAUACUUGGAAAUGAGGGGUGCUGAUGGAGGGCCCUGGAGGAGGUUAUGUGCUUUGCCAGCAUUUUGGGUAGGCAUUUUAUAUGAUGAAGUUUCACUACAAAAUGCUCUGGACAUAAUAGCUGAUUGGACACUGGAAGAAAGACAGAUGUUGAGGAAUAAGGUUCCAAAGACUGGUUUAAAGACACCAUUUCGAGAUGGAUUGCUGAAGCAUGUCGCUGAGGAUGUUCUAAAGUUAGCAAAGGAUGGCUUGGAAAGAAGAGGCUUUAAGGAAACUGGUUUCUUGAAUGCAGUGGCUGAGGUGGUUAGAACAGGUGUAACACCAGCUGAGAAGCUUUUGGAGAUGUAUCACGGGCCGUGGGGACAAUGUGUAGAUCCUGUUUUUGAGGAGCUACUAUAUUGAAAUAUCAAAGGCGAUUGAAACUUUCCUGUGUGUUUCAGCAGUGCCUUUUUUCAUGCAAAAUUCUCUCCAACUUGUUCUUUCUCCUUGUUGAAAAACAGAACAAGAAAAAGAGAAAAAGUUAUGGUUAAUUAUUUUACAGUCUGAUGAAAAAAACUGUUUCAGUUUACAGGAAUAAUUUGUGAUGUGUACGCCCUUACCUUGAGGCUUCCAUGCAACCCCCAUUCAAUAUAAUCUGAUCAAACCUCAUUCAACUUA